AUGGAAACUGUCAUGCAACAUAAGAGCAAGACCAGAGAGGAGGAGACAAUGAAGCAAGACCUGGAAGCCAGCACCUCUGAAGAGGAAACGCUUAUAGAUCAUUACAAAAUACUCAGGACCCUUGGCAAAAGGGGCUAUGCUGAGGUCAAGCUGGCCUGCCACCUCCAAAGAGAGAUGCAGGUUGUUGUUGAGAUCCUGAAAAAAGGCAUCAAUGAGCCUAACAAUGAGAAUGAAAUUGACAUCAUUAAGGUGCUAGAGCACCCAAACAUCAUUAAGCUGUUCCACAUCAUCAAUACCAGAGAACACACCUAUAUGGUGAUGGAACAUGCUGCCUGCGGAGACCUGGUGAGCCAUAUUGAGAAGGUGGGAUGUCUGCAGGAGAAGCAGGCCCAGCACAUCUUCACACAGGUGGUGUGUGCAGUUCACUAUUGCCAUAACAAUGGCAUUGCUCACAGGGACAUCAAACUAGAUAACAUACUGCUGGAUGGCAAAGGGAACAUCAAACUGUGUGACUUUGGCCUGGCCAUCAGAGUCACAGAUGGACAGAUG
Psammomys obesus (fat sand rat) is the source of this 549-nucleotide messenger RNA. Its product is annotated as sperm motility kinase-like. Gene Ontology annotation, cellular component: cytoplasm. Gene Ontology annotation, biological process: protein phosphorylation; microtubule cytoskeleton organization; intracellular signal transduction. Gene Ontology annotation, molecular function: protein serine/threonine kinase activity; ATP binding; tau-protein kinase activity. The annotation marks the transcript as partial. The record is from RefSeq and is a predicted model, not a curated record. NCBI's taxonomy places the organism in Eukaryota, Metazoa, Chordata, Mammalia, Rodentia, Muridae. The transcript has a single exon.